Molecule: messenger RNA, 471 nt
Organism: Colletotrichum graminicola M1.001
Lineage: Eukaryota; Fungi; Ascomycota; Sordariomycetes; Glomerellales; Glomerellaceae
Exons: 3
Coding region: 1-471 (156 amino acids)
Source: RefSeq, a predicted model, not a curated record
AUGGCUUCGAAAGGCGCCAAGAAAGGUAUCGACGCCAAGGCGAAACCCAUCUCCAAUGCCUCUCAGAAACCAAAUAGUUGGCAUACCGACCCAUACCCGUGCACCGCUCCGAGAUGCAUCGAGGUCGUCAAACUCGUGGGCCAGUUCAUGGACUUGUCCAUGGACUACAAGGUUCCCGACGAGACUACGUACGGGUUCUACGCCGCCGUGAUCGAGGAGCUGAAGGCCCAGUAUGCGGCCAUGGCGGCCGACUCGGGGGACUUGAAGCAGAAACUCUCCGGUCUGUUCAGGGAGUGGCAGGAUCAGGGAGAGACGCCCAUGGAUGCGGAGGUCGUCGGAGCCGUCGCAAGGAUGAAGAUCUUCAUGGCCGCUUGGACGAGAACGGUCGACGAGAUUGAGACGCUGAAGUCUGUCGAUGGGUCGCUGGCAAAGCCCUCAAAGGCUCGGAAACCAGCAAAGGGCGGGAAAUAG